UUGAGGUAAACAACAGGACUAUAUAUAUCAGUGUCUCCCAGUGCUUUUGUGGAUCAGCGGGGCUGAGAGCAGAGCGAAAGGAAGCAGCUUCGUCCGGGGGGCGGGUGUUGUGGCAACACCGCAAUGUGGAGAAGCCUGGGGUUGGUCUUGGCUCUCUGUCUUCUCCCCUGUGGGGGGACAGAGAGCCAGCGGCAGAGCUCCUUUUGUAAGAAGCCUCCAGCCUGGAGCAUAGGGGAUCAAGACCCAAUGCUGAACUCAUACAGUUCAGUGACUGUGGUUGCUCUUCUUCAAGCCAGCUGACACUUUUGCCUUCUGCAGGCGUCUAGUUUAGAAGACCUGCGAGUAAAACUGGAGAAAGAAGGUUUUUCUAACAUCUCCUAUGUUGUUGUUAAUCAUCAAGGAACCCAUUCUCGAUUAAACUAUAUGUAUCUUAAAAAUAAGGUUUCAGAGCAUAUUCCUGUUUAUCAACAAGAAGAAAACCAAACAGAUGUCUGGACUCUCUUAAAUGGAAACAAAGAUGACUUCCUCAUAUAUGACAGAUGUGGCCGUCUUGUAUAUCAUAUUGGUUGGCCUUUCUCCAUCCUAACUUUCUCCUAUGUUGAAGAAGCCAUUAAGAUUGCUUACUGUGAGAAGAAAUGUGGAAACUGCUCUCUCAUGACACUGGAAGAUGAAGACUUCUGUAAAAACGUAUCUUUGGUUACUGUGAGAAACACAACCGAGGCCCCGCAGCCACGUCACCAUCACACGCAUGGGCAUCAGCACGUCCGGAAUGGUCAGCCUUCAGAGAACCAGCAACCAGAAGUGCCCAACGCAUCUGAGCAUCCCCCUCCUCCAAGCCUCCAUCACCACCAUAAGCUCAAGCACCCUCACAGACAGGAUCACCCAAAGAACUGACAUGUGCCAUUUCUCAGUUCUCUUUCACACAAGAAACUCUGAGGAAAGAGAUGAAUAAAUCAGUUACUCUGAAAGUUGCCCAAAGAUUCAGAGUUGGCUCCUAGGAGCUGAUGCUGACAUUGUCGACAUCUGGUAUUUGAAAACACAGGGUCUGCAAUCACCUGACAGUGUACAGAAAAUCUCCCUUCUUUAUGUAGCUGACAGGGACUGUGGGCAGAGGAAAAUGUCAUUGAAUCUUGACAGUGACGUUUGCCUCCAGCUGCCUGACAGGCAAGUCAGCAGCUCCAGCCCACAGAAGCCAGCAGCAAUUGAAGUUGAAAAAAUAAGGCAGAAAUGUGAAAAUGACCUUCAAACUAAAUAUUUAAAAUGGGAUAUACUCCUCAAGUCAGUCUAGACCCAAUUUCAUUUCCAGCAUUUUUAUAAGCUACCUAGUUAAUAAUGAUAAAAAAAAUAAGAAUUGGAUUUGUGCAAACAUGGAGAAAUUUACUAUCCUGGCUUCCAAAUUUAAAGAUUUUUGUCAAAGCAAAUUGUGACCCAAACCAUUUUUUUUAAAUUACAGGGCAGCUGAAAGGUGAUUGCAGCAUUUGGUUAAUAUGUCUUUAUUUUUCUUUUUCCAGUGUUCUACUUGCUUUAAUGAGAACAGGAACAUAAACUAUGACCUAGGGGUUUCUGUUGGAUAAUUAGCAAUUUAGAAGGGAGGAAGAACAACAAAGACAUGUUAUUCAUUUUUUCUUUACUUAUUUCUCAAAACAACAUUAUCUUUGUCUUUUUCAUCUUACAGUUUUAACUAAUGAAAUUUUUAAAGAAAGAAGUGAAUUCUGUCUUUUAAGAUCCAGAAAUACUCAACAUAUGAGUAUUUUGCUAUGACUACAUUUGAAAUAUCCAUUUAUACUUUUUUAUAUCUAAGACUUGUAUCUUGAUUUUUACUAUCACAUAUGAAUGAAAGCUUUAUAUAUUGUUUUAUCUAUCUGGUAUCACAUCACACUCUUUAAAAUCUGAGAAUGCCUGUCUUGAAAGAUGUAAGAGGAAAGAUAAAAGAAUGUUGUCUAGCUCUUGAUUGCUUAGAAAGUAUUUCCGUAGUCAAUGAUGGUUCAAUAGGUAAACUACACCCUAUAAACCUGAACUCCUUUAUGGUUAAUACUGCUAAGCGAGAAUGCAAUACAAAGUUGGCCAAAGUGUGGAUUUGUUUCAAUAAACUCAGUAAAAAAAAAA
This is a messenger RNA of Hipposideros armiger (great roundleaf bat), 2106 nucleotides long. RefSeq names its product selenoprotein P (gene SELENOP). Gene Ontology annotation, biological process: selenium compound metabolic process. Gene Ontology annotation, molecular function: selenium binding. The record is from RefSeq and is a predicted model, not a curated record. The transcript has 5 exons. Lineage: Eukaryota; Metazoa; Chordata; Mammalia; Chiroptera; Hipposideridae. Gene Ontology annotation, cellular component: extracellular region.